AUGUUCAAAGUCAAGGCCAUCUACGAGUACUCGUCGGCCCACGAUGACGAUCUGAAGUUUCCUGUCGGCCAGAUAAUAACUGUCACGGAAGAGGAGGACGACGAAUGGUUCUCGGGCGAGUACACCGAUGACUCGGGCGUGCAUCACGAGGGUAUCUUUCCGCGGAACUUUGUCGAAAAGUACGAGCCGGUCGCUCCGCCCCGGCCGACGCGGACCCGUCCCAAAUCUUCGGCUGUUUCGUCUUCUACUGCUGCCGCUCUCGCUGCUGCUAUUCAGGAGCCUUCCUCCCCUCCGCCUCCGCCGUCUCCGAGAGCUCUUGCCCCGCCGGCAGAGGAGGAUGAAGAAGAAGAGCCUGUGCCCGAAAAGGCCUCUCCGCCCGCACCUGCGCGAGCUGCCACACCCACCUCGUCUCCUCGGAAACCGGCCGCCUCCGUGGCACCGUCGUCUCCCAUUGUCAUUUCCAAGGCAGCGCCGGUAUAUUCUCCGGGUCCCAAGGCCGCACAUUCCCCGAUUGUGCCAAAACAGGGCGGCUCGCCGCCGGCUGUGGCGGAGAAGCCGAUUGGCAACUCGUUUCGCGACCGAAUAGCCGCAUUCAACAAGGCGGCUGCUCCCCCUAUCACACCUUUCAAGCCUAGCGGUCUGGCCGGUGGUGGGGGCGCUAGCAACUUUAUCAAGAAGCCGUUUGUGGCGCCCCCUCCGAGCCGCAACGCAUUCGUUCCUCCGCCCCGAGAGCCUUCGACGACGAAGCUGUACCGGCGGGAUGAAGACCCCGAGAUCCGAGAACGAGAGGCGGAAAAUCUCGAAAGCGCCGAGAGGGCCGGCUUGCUUCCGACAGCGUCAGCUGCUGGUGGCCAAGCAGAAGAAGAAGAAGCCAAGCCGAUGAUGAGUCUGAAGGAGCGUAUGGCCCGUCUUCAGCGGGAGCAGCAGGAGCAGGCACACCGACAUGCCGAGGCUGCUGCCAAGAAGGAGAAGCCGAAGCGGCCGCCAAAGAAGCGGCUGGACAGCCAUGACUCGGCCGCGACGGCGACUGCAGUUGCAGUAACCCCGACGACGGACGAGACCGGUGGCGUGGCACAGCAACCGCCGGCUCUCGAGCGGAGGGACACGGGCGACACGGGCGGGCGGCGCUCGGUGGACGAGAGCCACCCGCCGCGUGUUCCCCACGCACCCCGUCGAAAGGCGUCUAAGGACCCCGAGGCGCAAGACGGAAACGACGCGGACAUGUCGGGGGCUGGCGACACGACGGAAGGGCAGGACGACGAGCAGGCCGAGCGGGACGACAGCGAUGAGAAACCGAGACAACUGUCUAAGUCGGCGAUUCCCAGCAGCGAGCGACCGGUCGAGGAAGCAGCCAAGGAUGAGGAAGAGGAGGGUGCGGGCGAGGAGACGACGGCGAAAGAGGAAGAAGGAGAGACCGAGCCGACGGAAGCGGCAACAGCAACGGGGGAAGAAGAAGAAGAGGAAGAUGUUGACCCCGAAGUGCGCCGACGAGAAGAGCUGCGGGCAAGAAUGGCCAAGAUGAGUGGUGGGAUGGGAAUGAUGGGGAUGCGAGGCAUGCAAGGCAUGUUUGGAGGGCCGCCGCCGCCGCCGAUGAUGAAGAAGAAGAUGCCGGUAGUAACGCCGGAGAGACGAUCGAGCGAGGCGACGGAGGAAACAGUGGCGGCUGCACGUGCCCCUCCGGUUCCGGCGAUGAUGGCACUGCCCGGACUGGCGAUGCGGCGAUCUGAGGACAAGCCGGCAGCUGCAUCGCCAGUCGAGGCGCCAAGAGCGGCGAGUCCAGCUCAGGACACCGAAGAGAGUGGAAGCCAGCCGGCGAGCACGUCUCCUCGCAGUCCUCCAGUGCCGGCCCGAGCGGCAGCCCCUCCUCCACCGCCCCUGAGCACGCGGCCAGUGCCACCGAUGCCGCCACUUAUGUCGACUCAGGGUCCGACAGCAACGGACGGGUCCGAGUCGGAUAACGAGCUUUCGAAGCAGACGUCGAUUGUGUCGGCGGAGACGCCGCGAGCAGAGGCACCGCCACCACCACCACUGCCGGCGGCAGCCGCAGGCCCGACAUCACCGAUAUCGCCAGUAUCUUCCGGACCAGCGCUGCCCAACAGACGCAACAGCCGGAUACCGCCGCCGAUUCCUGGCUCGGCACCGGCACCUCCACCGAUGCAGGCGCGUCCACCGCCGCCACCGCCACCGCCGGGGAGCCUCAGCCGCCAGUCGACGAUGGAGGCACGGACACCGCUUUCGCCGACGAUGCCGACGGCCGGCACAGAGGCAGCGGCCAGCUCGGAUGACGACAACGAGGAGGAGGUUACAGAGUACGAGGGAGACUACGACACAGAUAUUGGCAAUCCAAUUCCACACAAGAACUCGCUCAAGGCACACGCACGCGAUUCCAGUCUGGAGGACAGCGCAUCUCUCAAGUCGCCCAUCUCGGAGAGGACGCCAUCGUUUCCGCCGGUUCCACCACCGGCUCCGCCACCGGUUCCCAGCGCAUCGCGAGUACCACCGCCUAUUCCUAGCCAGCCGCCGCCGCCGCCGAGUCUGCCGCCCCAGGCUCCUCCGCUGACGAUAGCCGAGAAGCGGCGCUCGAUCGACGUGCCCCGAGGCCCGCCGCCACCGCCACCGCCACCGCCACCGCCAAUGGAAGCUGAUGGGCUUGAAGAGGAUGAAGGCGAAGACGAGGGUGACAAGUACGACCUGUACAGCCACGUGGCCGGCUCAGCCGGUCCAGCCAGCGCGCCGGCGUUGGUUCCGGGGCAGCAGUCACUUCUGAGCAGCGAGCUGUACACGCCGCCAGACCUGUCGCUGGCGUUUGCACCUGGGCCGGCGUCAUCAUCGGCAACGCCACGGGCACACCCACCCGGUCCUCCACCACCGCCGCCGGCUAGCCAGGCGCCUGCGGCAUCGCUGCACAGCAGCCGAGGUGCGCGGCAGUCGCUGGACGUGUCGCGGCCGAGCGUGGCUGGGGGCAGCCGGCGGUCGGUCGACAUGGUGCGGCCGUCGAUGGAACUGGGCCACGUGGCCAAUGACAUUGACCUCGCACCGCUGUCCGGCUGGUGGCUGCAGGCCAAGAACCUGCCGCCACAGCUGCAGGGCCGGCGUGACAUCUUCUUCGAGUCGGAGGACUCGCAGUCGGCGAAGCGCGACGGCUCGAUCGAGAUGACGCGCGACAUUUACGUGCUGUACCUGGACUACUCGCAGACGGUGAUCACGGUACGGUUCAACCCGAAGGACUCGGCGGACGUGCAGCUGGAGCAGCGCCAUGAACCGCCGCCGCGCAGCCUGCGACAGGACCAGCUAGAGCAGUCAUACGAGCGGUUUGGACGGCACAUGGCAGACUCGGUGGUGGCGAAGAAGGAUACGGUGGUGGGAGACGGCACGCCGCAGGGGCUGGUGACGGAGCUGAUCCGGCCGUUCCGGGAUGCGCUGCUGCCGGUGGGCACGCGGGCGUACGGGGCGCUGGUAUACUCGAAUCUGGCGAACGCAAGCACUAUGCAAAAUGACGAGAUCCGGGCAGGCGACAUCAUCACGCUGCGCAACGCACGCUUCCAGGGCAAGCACGGGCCGAUGCACGCCAAGUACAGCAUGGAGGUGGGCAAGCCGGACCACGUGGCAGUGGUGAGCGAGUGGGAUGGGACGAAGAAGAAGGUGCGGGCGUGGGAGCAGGGCCGCGAGAGCCGCAAGGUGAAGCUGGAGAGUUUCAAGCUGGACGACCUGCGAUCGGGCGAGGUCAAGAUCUGGCGCGUCAUGCCGCGCAGCUGGGUCGGCUGGGAGGGCCAGAACUAG
Molecule: messenger RNA, 3780 nt
Organism: Grosmannia clavigera kw1407
Lineage: Eukaryota; Fungi; Ascomycota; Sordariomycetes; Ophiostomatales; Ophiostomataceae
Product: sh3 domain containing protein
Exons: 2
Coding region: 1-3780 (1259 amino acids)
Molecular function (GO): protein binding
Source: RefSeq, a predicted model, not a curated record